ACCACCCGAGUCUCGCCCGGUCCAAAAAAAUUUGAAAGCCUCCGAGUCUGGCCACCGCCUCAGAUCUAUCGACUCUCUCUCUCUCUCACUGUGAUAGCUUGAAGAAGAAGAAGGCUCUUAACAAUGCCAGCGACUGAUGCAGACUUCGAUCUCAGACCUUCUCCUCAGUCCGCGUUCGCAAUCGGAGAGUACGCAUUUGCCGAUGUGGGGAAUUUGGAGCACUGUAUCAAGUAUUUGAACCAGACGCUCGUUACUUUCGGAUUCCCGGCUUCGCUUGAUCUCUUCGCCAAUGAUCCGGUUUCGGUAGCUCGGACUUGCAAUUGUAUGUAUUCUUUGAUUCAGCAGAGACAACGCGAUGUAGAAUUUCGAGAGUCUGCUAACGAACAGAGACAGCGGCUAUUGUCAGACAUAUCAAGGUUAGAAGCUAAAGUUGAGCGGCUUGAGGGGCAUAUUCAAGCCAAAGAUAGGGAAAUAGCAACAAUGACACGAACGGAAGCUAAAGCUACAGCGGCUUUUAAGUCUCAAAUUGAGAAGCUGCAGAAAGAGCGAGAUGAGUUUCAGAGAAUGGUCAUUGGGAAUCAGCAAGUUAAGACUCAACAAAUGCAUGAGAUGAAGAAAAAAGAAAAGGAGUACAUAAAGCUGCAGGAGAGACUAAACCAAGUGUUGAUGGAGAAAAAGAAGGAAUCUAGAUCUGGCAUGGAGAUAAUGAACUUGCUUCAGAAAGAAGGGAGGCAGCAGCGUGGAACAUGGAACGGAAAGAAGACUGAUAAUGAUUUUUAUAAAAAGAUUGUGGAUGCUUAUGAGGCCAAAAAUCAAGACUUGAUGGCGGAGAAUUCCGAUCUGAAGGCAUUAUUACGAUCAAUGCAGAUGGAUAUGCGUGAUUUCAUAAAUCAUCCAAAUGGGCAGUCUAAGCAGUCUCUAGCUGCCAAUGAACGGGUUGAAACUGACCACACACAAUCUCCAUUGGGUGGAAGAACGGAUGUCUUUGAUCUGCCCUUUCACAUGGCCAGAAAUCAAAUAGAAGAAAGUCUCCGAAAUAAGAUGGCUUCGAUAAAGGAGCGUAUGGGUCAAUUGCAAGAUGCACAAAAAGAAGCGGAGGUUACUUCUGAAGCAACUGAGAGGGAGCUUGAGCUUGAAGCUCAACUUGUUGAGGCGAGGAGCAUAAUCCAAGAGCAGGCGUCCAUAAUGUCCAAACAAUUUACCAAGCCUGAGAGGCAAAGGAGUCUGAAUGGCUAUUUUAAUUCUGGCAGGGAAUCUAUCAUUUCGUCACCUGCGGAGGGGGUAAGAAACUAACAAGCUUGACGACAUCUGAAUUGUUUGGCAAAUGUCUAUGAUUAUUUGAAGUUGGUUGUAUGCUGAGAAUCUGAGAUGAAUGGCAGCUUGUAUUUAAGCUAUUGUAUGAUUUAUUCUGACCAAGAGUAUUCUGAACGACGUGUUCAGUUUGUAAAACCUAGAAGGCAUUUAGUCUGUCUUGUCAAUGUAAUUAUGAACUAGCUAUUCUUAUGAACCAUGCUUCAAGUUUAGUUAAUUUCUUUCCUCGGGUUGAGUUUAUUUUAUCCUUCA
Rosa chinensis is the source of this 1563-nucleotide messenger RNA. RefSeq names its product afadin- and alpha-actinin-binding protein. The record is from RefSeq and is a predicted model, not a curated record. NCBI's taxonomy places the organism in Eukaryota, Viridiplantae, Streptophyta, Magnoliopsida, Rosales, Rosaceae. The transcript has 16 exons. Bases 124 to 1293 code for a protein of 389 amino acids.